Galleria mellonella (greater wax moth) is the source of this 9730-nucleotide messenger RNA. Its product is annotated as unextended protein-like. Gene Ontology annotation, molecular function: transmembrane transporter activity. The transcript is spliced from 15 exons. NCBI's taxonomy places the organism in Eukaryota, Metazoa, Arthropoda, Insecta, Lepidoptera, Pyralidae. The coding region runs from base 271 to 3588 and encodes 1105 amino acids. Gene Ontology annotation, cellular component: plasma membrane. Gene Ontology annotation, biological process: magnesium ion homeostasis; transport. The record is from RefSeq and is a predicted model, not a curated record.
GUAAUUUGUAAACUUUGUAAAAAUUACGUAAUUAUUAAUAUCUAUUUUUUAUUUAAUUGUUCACGUUGUAUAUGAUAAAAGAUAAUCAAAUUAAGUACCUGUCUGUAAUAGUUUUUUGUAAAAAUUUACAAACGGAUGUGACUUAAAUUUUUUUCUUUGUUAUACCGCAGUUCCGGCAACAACUGCCGCCGAACUGUCAAUUCUUAAAUAUGUCGCGCUAUCUAUACCUCACACUUCAUUGUUUUCUUUUCACAAAUACGCAUUCUAAACAUGGCAUCGAUGUUAAGUGUGUUACGGACUUGUGGUUUACUAUAUUGUUUAAUUUUAAACGUGUUCGCUGUCGAUUAUAAUAACCCGGAACCAUGGAUACUUAAGUUAGAAUUGUUGUCGAAAAAUUGUACUCAAAAUAAAUGUAAAUAUUUACUAAAAGCGAACGGUGGUGAGUUUCUCGGUCAUUAUUCUUGGAGACUAACCCCAGUGGGUGGUGCUAAGGGUGGUGAUUGUGACGUGAUUUACCCAAAUUACGAGUUGCGAGAAGUAGAAACGACGCGGUGGUAUACUAAGCUAAACGUAACGGUGCCGCACGGAAGUAGCAAGAUAUAUUUCUGUUUACAUUAUUAUGAGAAGAAAAACACACCAUUCGGCGGCAAAUGGUCGCACCAAGGGGAGACUAUAUUUUUGGACCCUAAAAUUGGGGACGCAGAAGAAGAAAAACAAGAAUUGUCGCAAACAACCCCAGACGCCAUCGACGGAGCACAAUGGGGUGACCUUUCCCACGACACAGAUGUGAAUUACCUCAGUUUGAAACACAAACCAACCAAGACUGCACCAAACGAUGUUAAAACAAAAACAAAUAUACAUUUAAGUGGACUUAAUAAGAAUCUCGAUGAUACAUCAUUAAAAAUCAAUAGAAUAGAUAGUAAAAAUGAUAUAGAGGUCGAUAGAAGUAAACGUGAAGUAUUACACGAUAUAUUUGACAAUGACGACGAUAAUAAACUUAAGAAAGGUGAAGUAAGUAGUUUUAUAAACGCUGAUUCGAAUGUAGAUAUGAAUAUGGAACAUAAUAGAAAUCUAUUUGAUAAAUAUUUAGCUAUCGAUGAAAUUUUACAUAAAGAUAAUACAGUGGUGCAUAAACGCAAGAAACACGAGUUGAAUAGUACAAAUUUAGUUAAAAAUAACAAUAACAAUAAAGUAGUGAAUUGUAAUACGAAAGUCAAAGUGAACAGUACCGUUGAUGAUGACGUUGAUGAUCAUGAUAAGGAGGACGUGAAUAAAGUACGUGUACAAAGGCAAGCUAUGUUCCCUGAUAUCAAUGAUUUCACAAAUGUAAGAUCAGCACCGUUUGUGAUCCAUGUGGACGGAUUGAGGAUAGAAGACUCUGAGAAGGAGCCGAGGAUUACUGAAGAGGGCCUUCCCAGUGUACUAGCUGACUCCGGCGUUACGUUACGGUUGUUCGGUGAGGGUUUCACUCCAAGGACGGUGAUAGCUUUCACGAACCACGAGCAGGAGUAUGGCCAGCAGUGCAAAUUCAUUCUGAAAGGUGAAUAUAUGGCAAAGGAAGAUACUGUUACAAGAAAGUCCGCUGUCUUCGAAAUAACGGCUCCGCCCCCCAUAACUGGUUCCAAACUGUACUUAUGCGUGAAGAACUUAAAGCCAGGAAUUACAGACAUAUCCAACGACGAGGACAAGUACAUACACCAAGGGACUGACCCAUGGAAGGUUCUGGCGACCCAUAACAAACUGCUUCCUUUAUGGGCCACGUUUAUACUUAUUCUAAUAUGCCUUAUGUUCUCAGCCCUUUUCUCGGGGCUGAAUCUUGGGUUGAUGUCGUUAGAUAGGACAGAGUUGAAGAUCAUAGCCAAUACUGGGACGGAGCAGGAGAGGAAGUACGCGAGAGCUAUAAUGCCGGUUCGGGAUCACGGGAAUUAUUUAUUGUGUAGUAUUCUCUUGGGGAAUGUAGCGGUGAAUUCGACGUUCACGAUUCUCUUAGACGAAUUGACGUCUGGACUGUUCGCCGUUAUAUUUUCGACGCUGGCUAUAGUGCUGUUGGGAGAGAUAACGCCUCAGGCGAUCUGUUCACGGCAUGGUCUCAUGGUGGGCGCCAAGAGUAUUAUGAUAACCAAGGCGGUGAUGGCCCUGACUGCCCCCAUGGCGUUUCCCGUGAGCAAACUCUUGGACUAUUUCCUGGGUGAAGAGAUUGGAAGCGUCUACAACAGGGAGCGGCUUAAGGAACUCGUUAAGGUGACAACAGAUGUGAACGAUUUGGACAAGGACGAGGUGAACAUCAUUUCGGGGGCGCUGGAGCUCCGCAAGAAGACCGUCUCCGACGUGAUGACGAAGCUGGAGGACGCGUUCAUGUUGCCAAUCACGUCCAUACUCGACUUUGAGACGAUGUCGGAAAUCAUCAAGUCAGGCUACUCCCGUAUCCCGGUGUACGAGGGCACGCGCGGGAACAUCGUCACCGUGCUGUUCAUCAAGGACCUAGCGUUCGUGGAUCCCGACGACAACACGCCCCUCCGCACGCUGUGCCAGUACUACCAGAACCCGUGCAACUUCGUCUUCGAGGACGUCACCCUGGACGUCAUGUUCAAACAGUUCAAGGACGGUCACAAAGGUCACAUGGCGUUCGUGCACCGCAUCAACAACGAAGGUGAGGGGGACCCGUUCUACGAGACCAUAGGGCUGGUCACGCUAGAGGACGUCAUUGAAGAGAUGAUCCAGGCCGAGAUUGUGGACGAGACGGACGUGUUCAUGGACAACCGGACAAAGAGACGUCGCAACCGGCCUCAGAACAAGCUGCAAGACUUCGCCGCGUUCGCGGAACGUCACGAGAACCAGCGCAUCCACAUAUCGCCGCAGCUCACGCUGGCCACAUUCCAGUUUCUAAGCACCAGCGUGGACGCGUUCAAGCCCGACACGGUGUCAGAGACGGUGCUCCGCCGCCUGCUCCGCCAGGAUGUGAUCCACCACAUCAAACUGAAGGGGAAGACUAAAAAGGACCCGAGCACCUACGUCUUCCAGCAGGGGAAACCGGUAGACUACUUCGUGUUGAUCCUGGAGGGCCGCGUGGAGGUGACGGUGGGCCGUGAGAACCUCGUGUUUGAGGCGGGGCCCUUCACGUAUUUCGGUGUUCAGGCUCUCACGCAGAACAUUGGCGUUGCGGAGUCCCCGACGCCGUCCGCCAUGGGCUCGCUCCAGAACAUCACCAUGGACUCGAUGCUGCGUCACACCUUCGUGCCGGACUACUCCGUGCGCGCCAUCGCCGAACUUUACUACCUCACCGUUAAACGUUCCCUGUACCUGGCCGCUAAACGAGCCACGCUGAUGGAGAAGGGAGCGCUGUCCAAAGGCGCCACCAACGAGCAGUUCGACACCGAAGUGGACAAGUUACUCCAGUCUGUGGAUGAAGACAUCAGUAUAAGCGGCGAGCACAAGACGCCAUCUAGACAGGUGUCCCCCAACCCCCUACCAGUGUCGGCGUCCCCCCACACGCGGUCGUCUUUCGCGUCCCGUGCUUCCCCCGAGCCGCGCAACGGAGACCUGUACCCCGGGGCGAGGGCCGACGAGCAGGAGAAACUGUUGAAAUAACCCACACCGCCAACAGUGAGGAUAAAUUAGAACUGUGUUCCAAAUUUAGAAGUGAACACCGCCAUUUGUGAGAUUAAAUUAGAAAUAUGUUCCAAAUUCAAAAGUGCACACCGCCGUAUGUGAAGAUAAAUUAAAAAUAUGUUCCAAAUUCAAAAGUAAACACCGCCAUGUGUGAGAUUAAGUUAGAAAUAUGUUCCAAAUUCAAAAGUGCACACCGCCGUAUGUGAAGAUAAACUAGAAAUAUGUUCCAAAUUCAAAAGUGAUUACCGCCAUUAUGAAGAUAAAUAUUUAGAAGUAUAUUCUGAAUUCAAAUGCGAUACCGUCAUAUGUGAGGAUAAAUUAGAACUGUGUUCCAAAUACAAAAGUGAACACCGCCAUGCUGAGAAUAAAUUAUUAUAAAUGUAUUCUAAAUUUACAAUCACCGCUAUUCAAAUAAAACCAUAUUUGUAAAAAUAAAUUGUAAAUGUAUUUUUACAAUUUAUUGAUGCUAAUGAGAAAUGUAAGUAAAUAAUCACAUUAUCUGAAGGUCACUGUCUGCAUUAUACCAUGCAAUAUUCAAAUGCAAUGUACCAUACGGCGGGCCUUAUGUUUAAUCGACACGUUAUUAAUAUAGAAAAGAUAUUUGACACUAGUCUAUAAUUAGUAGUUACUACCAGUGAUUUUUAAACUAUUUAUUUGCUUUGCGUUAUUUUAUACAAAAAGUUGGAAAUCUCAUUAAUAAUUAAUUCGAUCAACUUAGUGGUAUUAGAACGGAACGGCGAUGCUAUUCUGUAAGGUUCGUAUUACGUCUCGCAGCUCACCUCACCAACCGACUUCAAAAAAGGAGUAGCGUUCUCAAUUCGGUUUUUUAAUGGGUGAAAACGGAUUGGUAACCCCGCCCGCGCUAUCGGUAUACACCGACGAGGCACCAGUGGAAGAUGAUAGGUGAGAAUGAAUGCAGGUCAGUUGGCCCACCAUGAUGAUGAAUCGACAAGAAUUAAACAUGAUGGUUUACAGGGGAAACGCGUGGAGGUCAACCUGAGAGGGUAUAUUGCCAGUAAUGGGGCUAUUAGACCCCAUUACUAACAAUCCCUUCUCCCCUCCCCCCUCUCAAUUCGGUUGUUUUUUUUUUUUCAUGUUUGUUACCUCAGAAUAGCGUCAUUUAUAAAUUAAUUUGGAAAAUUUCUUUUUUAUAUGAAAAUAUGUACAUAUAUACUUUCAAAUUGCUCAUAUGGAAAUUUCAUCAAAAUCGAUUCAGUAGUUUAGUUUUUCAAAACAAACUAGUUAUGUCACGAUUAAAGUCGAUUUGAAUAUCUAUAUAUUGGGUUUCUCUGAACAUUGAUGAUGGAAAUAAGGUCAUCACCCAUUACGAUAUCGUCCAUAUCGGUCGGAUAUCUAUUUUCGAAUAUGUUAAAAAUCUGUUAUCCAAUAUUAUUUUUUGGAUAACAGGAUUUUAACAUAUUAAUAACACCCGAGUCCUCAGGAAUGGCAACGCAUGUGGGGUAUCAUGGGCGAAACAGUAUACUCUGUCAUGUCCAGGGCACUGCUCAUGUGUAUAGGCGACGGUUACCACUUUCCAUCAGGUGGACAGUCGGCUUGUUUGCCAUUCUCAGUUGUAUAAAAAAAAAUAUUAUUAGACCCGGUAUAUAGAUAUUGUAACUGAAAUAUAUAGAUAUUGCUCUAUAUAGUACGAAAUGAAAUCCCUAAUUCGAAAUGAGUUUUGAAAACUAAUGUGAGUUCCUAAAGAUGGUAACACAAAUGUGUUCACUUUACAACGCCGCCACACUAACGAAAUGGCGCUGUGGUCGUUCUCACUUGUUACAUAGAAUACCAAAUGUAAAUCACUCGUGAAUCCGCUAGUGAAAUUUGAGAUUGACUUUACAGAAUAGCACUGCAGUGUUAAGGGCGUUCAUACCGAUGUGUCGCUACGUCACAAUUAUAUAUCAAUUUACAAAAACAAUUGAAUAUUCUUCAAUGUUUCUGAUUGUUUAUUUAAACAGUGCUCUGCUACCAAAUACGUUAAUCAUAGAAUAUAUUAUUAUAUGGAAAUGCAUGAGCAUGUAUGAAAAGAUUGAUGAAUGUGGAAGAAGCGAAAGAGGUCUGUUUGAAUCGAAGCAUUUGGCGUUCCAUUGUUUCUGCCUACCCUAAUGGGAGACAGGCGUGACAGAUAUGUAUGUAUGUAUAUUAUUAUAUCUUUUUCUAGAUGAAGUGAAGUUAAAUGCAAGGAAGUCGAUGGAUACGGAUGGCUCAGAACCGGUCCUUAUUGCAGUCCAUGACGGACACUUACGGAUGGAUAACUGCAUAUUUAGUUUCGAAAAUUUUCAAAUAUAUUUUUCUCAAACAUGCUUGGAAAUGUGAGCAUUAUUUUGACAAUCUUCUUCGAGAUAAAUCAAAAUUGCCGCACUGUCCAGAUACAUGCGGGCAGCGGCCGGCAAAAGUUGUAUGAAAAUCCAUAUCUGUCGUGUUUUGCGGCCAGAUAAAUUACUAUGUAAACUCAUAUCUGUCCUGUAAUUUAAGAAUGGAAUGACCUCUUACUUCGAAACAUGGCUACCAAGGAGGUAACUAAUACAAGGUUUUAUUUAAAUUUCGAAGUGGCUUGCAAAUAGAAAGCUGUUUAUUGAAAAAAAAAACAAAGGAACAUUAUGACGCGUGAAAAAUUAUUAUUGUUCGUUAUUCGUCAUUGAACUUAAAAAGUAAAAUUGUGUUUUUGAUUUCCGCGCAUUGUUUGAGAAAAGUACUAUACAAGCCUUGGCCACAACUAGGCAUUGAUGGACUCACGUAUGUGUGCCUCGGCUACGCCUAGGCCCACAUUUGCACGUUCGUCCAUCAAUGCCUCAGUUGCUGGCCGCUGCAAUAAUGUACUAUUUUCUAUCAAAUUCAGGGACGGCUUAAUAAGAAAAUUAUUGCAUUAUUGUUUAAGCUCGUUAUCAGAGUACUUUUCAAAUAAUCGAAUCGGAAACAUUGUAAAAUGUUGUUUUUUUUUUUUUUUAAUUCACAGAUAAUAGCGAUGUUGCCACAUUUCGUUAUGAACGCUCUUAAGUGUUUAUAAAAUAUUUAAAAAAAAAAGUAAUUUUUCUACGCUUACAAUAACGCAUAUUGUGACAAUAAUUCUAGACCCCAUGCUAGGAUUCUUUUUAUCAUGACGGUCUAGGUAAGCCUCGGCUAAUAUCGAUACCGGUACGAUAUCUAUAUAUUGGGUUUUCUCUAGAUAUCUAGAUAUUGAUAACCGGAAAAGGGUCAUCUCUAAUUUCAAUAUCGCCCAUAUCGGUUGGAUAUCUAUAUUAAUUUCGAUAUUAUACAAUAUGAAAUUUAACUGGUUGAUUAUCCGCAGCGAAAAGAUUUGGUCUCAGUAGUACUAUCGAUUCCAAAAGUAAAAUUAAAAAAACAUGUUUUUUUUUUUUUCGAAUAAUCAAAAAUAUAAUUCUCCAACUCGAAAGCGUGAGAAACAAUUAGUAACUCAUUACACGUGACGUAUUACUACGCGCGUAUUUCAUUCAUAAACACAAAGUACCGAUGAUGUGUCGUUGUGAAAUCAAAUUGACAAAGCAUUCGAUAAAGAUUUCGAGUUUCAUUUUUCCAAAUUAUAAAUCUGCCAUUAUUUGACUUUUAGGAAAAAAGGGUUUACGAAUCGAUUGUACCAUCGAGAUCAAAUCUUUUCGCUGCGGAUAAUCAGCCAGUUAAAUUUCACUUUGUAUAUUGAAUUACCAAUAUUCAAUAUAUCCGAUAUUGUACCAAUAUAUAGAUAUUGUAACUAUAUUCUAGAGUCUUGUAGUAUUAUUUUUGCAUAUGCAAAUAAAGAACAAACAAGCAACUGUCCGGUCUUAUUAGAAUAAAGUUAAACAGGUGUUAAUUACAUGUUUAGUCCUCUUACUACAUAAGCGUGUCUGACAUAUGUUUACGUCUAAACAAAAGAAAGUCUGUUGUAUUAAAAAUAAAAAAUGUUUAAGGCAACACAUUUUAUUAUAAUAGUCUAUAGAUUUUGGUAUAUAAAGUUACAAAUAAACGUUGCCUAAACAAUGUUUAAUCGCUUAGACACAGUUUUGUUAAACACUGUUUAGAUAGGCAGUGUUUUAAUUUUUUUUUUGUAGUAAGAUUAUUUAUGUUUUUGCUUAUGAGGGUUAUCAUUGGCGUCACUGUGUAUACUGUGACGUUCAUGAUGCUGCACAUAUGAACAAUCUAUUCUAUUUUAUCUUAGUUUUUUUUUUCAAGCACAUGUUUACUUAUUGGUCUAAAAUUUCAGUUUUUUUUUUUUUUUUUUAAUAUUGCGAAAACUAUAAAAAAUAUACGCGACAAACUCCCAAAUUAUACAAGGAAAUAGAUAAUAAUUAAUUAUAAUGCCACAGUGUAAGAAACGAGCAGUGGUCCAACGUGGGCGUGUCCCGUACCAUUGUAAGCCGGUUCGGGACGCCGUACUGCAAACGUGCGCAUUGGACGACUGGUGAGCACUUCUUUACACUGUAUUUAAAGCACUGUAAUAUAGUUAAAUAUAGUGCACUUAAUAGAUUAUAAAAAAAUAAAUAGAUUAAAAAAAAUAGUUAAAACUGUAUAGCGAAGGACUCUGAUGUUAUAAAUUGAUUAUUAAAAAAAAAAGUUGCACCCUUGUCUGUAUUAAAUAAAAAUUUAUGUAAUUUAUUUUAAUAGAAAUUGAUGAUAAUAUAAACAAACGAAUACAAUAAUCUCCCCCUAUAACAUGGGUUUUUUUCUAAACUGUGAAAAUGGCAUGGUAACCCCGCCUGCGCUAUCGGUAUACGCUGGCGAGGUACCAGUGAGAGAUGACAUGUGAGAAUGAAGCAGGUCAGUCAAUUUUACCAGAUGGGAGUCUUUGUACAAAAGUCGAUUGCUCGAUCAUCCAUUAAAAAAACUUCUACAACACGGAACGAAUCUCUCUAACUUUGUACCCUGUAAAUUCACGCCAUAUCCCACCCUUCAAACCGAAACACAGCCAUGCAAACACAACUGCUUCACGAUAGAAACACGGAUGGGACAGAGGUGGCCAAGCAAUCGACUGUACAAAGUCUCCCUCUGGUAAACUGGUACUGAACUUUAAUGGCGGAAAGGUCGUCGCCCAUUGCGAUAUCACCCGUAUCUAUUUUUGAAUAUGUUAAAAGUCUGCUAUGCAAUUUUUUUUUUUUUUUUGGAUAACAAAUUUUUAAUAUUAUCGUUCUUGUAUCAGUACAUAGAUAUUGUAACCACUAUAUAUAUUAUUGGUAUAUAUAUACUAUUGCUAUAUAUUACUCACUCCUAUUCUUGUGAUAAAUUCAACGAAACCUUUUAAUUUAUUUCCAUUGAAGGGAACUUUAUAAAGCUAUUUUAAUUAUUACAGUGUUUUGUUACAUUCUUUUAAAUGGAAAAUGUACCGCAAAAGAAAAAAAAAACACUUCAAUAGUUAUUUAUAGUUUUUUUUUUUUUUUUAUUAGAAGUUUUUUUUUAAUAAAGGGGUGUAAAUAUAGAAUUAAUGUUACUAGUGGUUCUCGAUAGGAAAUGAUAAUGCGAAAUCGGCACUAAGAUAUGUUACGUCUGCUUUUCUACGUUCAGCGCCAUCUAUCGGUAGUACUGUUGUUAACACUAGAUGGCGCUGUUUAUAUAUAUUUGCAAAAUGUAACGAGGACAGAAGUUGUACGAAGUGGCUUGUUAGUAAAAUAUUUAAAAAAAUAUAUUUUUUGAGAUCCUGAACGCUAAAUAUAAAAAAAGCAACAUAGACUUCAUAAUAAUACUUUCCAGUAUUUGUAUUUUAUAACUUCUUUAAUUUUAGAAAUUUUAAAAAUUCUAUUCACUUCACACUAUUUCUAUUCUUUUAUAAAACCAUCAAUUUGUGUAAAGCGCCAUCUAUUGGGGCAACAAUAGUACUACCAUACGUGGCGUCGUAUAUGGAAAAAUAAGCAAAAAGAUAUAAAUCCAAUUUCAAUUAACAGCGGCAAAGUACUUUUAGAAUAAAGAUUGUUCUGUUACAUCCAUACUCCCCCUGGACAGUUGGUAAACUAAUCUAUCGAUAGAUACGUUAUCGCUAUCACAAAAAGAUCACAAAAACAUCAGAUAAAAAGACACAGCGACAUCUAGCGCCUUGUUCUUGCUAAAGAAAACUUGUUUAUCAAUAAAUUCGUUUAUCAUUCGUCUUGGUGCACUAAGGCGAGUACUUAACUAUUAUUAAAUUAUAUUUAAACAA